AUGGAGGGGAGACGUAGUCGCGGAUGUGGAGCUAGUCGGGGCCGUGGGGUUAGGCAAGCUCAAGAACCAAGAAAUGAAAGAGAAACAGCAGCUAAGCAAGAUUGUGGGCCGAGGGUUGAGGCAGGAGACCAAGUAGCGACGGCGAUACAACAAAUGACAAAUAUUUUAACGCGAUUAGUAGAUCAACAAGGCCAAAUACCGGUGAAUCAACCCCAGAAUCCCGAGAUAGGAGAGAAUAGGGCUCUGGAGCGGUUUCAAAAGUUUAUACCUCCUAAAUUCCUGGGAAGAUCUAAUCCAGAUGUAGCUGAACAGUGGUUUGAGGCAAUGAUUAACAUCUUCGCAGCCUUGAACUACACGGAGCAAAGACAGUACAAAGACUCAGAGAUUGAGGUGUCUGUAUCAACUUACAUCAACCUGUUCCAGCAUUUGACAUGGCUAGAUGACCAGCCUAAUUCGUUCGUGAAGUUCCUUUGCUUUGGUAGCUUUGGGUCUUUCUAUGGUGACCAACAAAAUGAGAUUGCACAUGCAAUUGAGCAUAGUGGAUGCCAGUUCUUGUGGUCCUUACGAGGUGCCCCACCAAACAUGUCUAGAGUAUGUGAGUAUGAAAAUCCUGAAGAAGACAUGUAUAAGUUGGAUCUUAGUGCUGGAAGUGCAUCAUUUGAAGUGCCAUUAGCAGUGUGGCCAAUGUAUGCUGAGCAGCAGAUGAAUGCCUUUUUGAUAGUUAAGGAUUUUGGCAUAGCUGCAGAGAUUAAAAUGGAUUACAAGAAUGAUAUUAUGAAUGAAAAUGAUGUUAUUGUGAAAUCUAUUGAAAUAGAGGAUGGAAUUCGACAAUUGAUGCAGCCAGACAGUGAAAUAAGGAGAAAGGUGAAAGACUUGAUGGAGAAGGAAUCUGUAGAGGCUGUAACAGACCCGAUAGUUUUUGAUGCUCAGCUUUCACUUGUUGGCAUGUAA
Coffea eugenioides is the source of this 951-nucleotide messenger RNA. Its product is annotated as UDP-glycosyltransferase 71E1-like. The transcript has 5 exons. NCBI's taxonomy places the organism in Eukaryota, Viridiplantae, Streptophyta, Magnoliopsida, Gentianales, Rubiaceae. The coding region runs from base 1 to 951 and encodes 316 amino acids. The record is from RefSeq and is a predicted model, not a curated record.